CCCAGUAGCAAUAAGGUCUUUCGCGACCACUACUAGUAGUAUAAACUUUUCAUUGAAUGAAGUUCAGAGAGAGUUUCAAGAGCUCGCGCGUAAUUUCUCUCGCGAAGUGAUCGCUCCAAACGCUGCUCAUCAUGACAAAACCGGAGAGUAUCCUACAGAGAUUAUAAAAAAAGCUUGGGAACUUGGUUUAGUAAACACGCAUAUUCCUCAAGAAUAUGGUGGCCUUGGACUUGGUGUGCUUGAUUCUAGUCUAGUCACUGAGGAACUAGCGUGGGGUUGCACUGGCAUUCAAACUGCAAUGGAGGCAAAUGGACUUGCUGAAGCUCCAUUAAUCGUCGCGGGAAAUAAAGAACAAAAUAAAAAAUAUUUAGGUCGUAUGACCGAGGAGCCAUUAAUGGCCGCAUAUUGUGUUACUGAGCCUGGUGCUGGUUCUGAUGUUGCAGGACUUUCAACCAGGGCGGAAAAGAAAGGCGACAAAUGGGUCAUUAAUGGACAAAAAAUGUGGAUUACCAAUGGUGGAAAGGCCAAUUGGUAUUUCGUCUUGGCCCGUACCGAUCCGAAUGCUAAAUCCGGUUCUGCAUUUACCGGAUUUAUUGUAGACGCAGACACAUCAGGAAUUACUGUUGGUAGAAAAGAAAUUAAUAUGGGUCAACGCGCUAGUGAUACGCGAGGUAUCUCGUUUGAGAAUGUUGUUGUGCCGGAGGAAAAUGUACUCGGUGUAGUUGGUAAAGGUUUCAAAAUUGCGAUGUCGGCGUUCGAUAUUACUCGUCCAUUAAUUGCCGCCGCUGCCGUAGGAUUGGCGCGUCGUGCUCUGGAAGAAGCUACUAAAUAUUCUCUUGAAAGACGAACUAUGGGGAAGCCAAUUUUCGAACACCAAAGUAUAGCAUUUAUACUUGCUGAUAUGGCAAUAGGUAUCGAAUCGGCUCGAAACAUGGCGGGUUGGCUACUCGAUCAAGGCGAGAAAAACACAUUCUACGCCUCUAUCGCUAAAGCACUCGCGUCUGAUGUAGCUGUCAACUCGGCUAACAUGGCUGUACAAAUUUUUGGUGGUAAUGGCUUUAAUACAGAAUAUCCGGUUGAAAAAUUAUAUCGAGACUCUAAGAUAUUUCAGAUUUACGAGGGAACAUCACAAAUUCAAAGGCUUAUAAUUUCCAGGCAUUUGGCUGACAAUGUAGCUAAUAUGUAG
This is a messenger RNA of Dentiscutata heterogama, 1186 nucleotides long. NCBI's taxonomy places the organism in Eukaryota, Fungi, Glomeromycota, Glomeromycetes, Diversisporales, Gigasporaceae. The record is from the annotation of a GenBank genome assembly.